Messenger RNA from Phragmites australis (common reed), 1417 nucleotides. RefSeq lists its product as uncharacterized. The record is from RefSeq and is a predicted model, not a curated record. NCBI's taxonomy places the organism in Eukaryota, Viridiplantae, Streptophyta, Magnoliopsida, Poales, Poaceae. The coding region runs from base 244 to 1164 and encodes 306 amino acids. The transcript is spliced from 3 exons.
ACCGAACUCGCACGAGUUCGCACCCGUUCUUCCCCCUCCUUCAAGGCAAGGCAACCAAGCCAAACCAACCCCCGGAAAGCCCUCCUCCCCUGACCUUCUUCCCGAUUCCUCCCCCCAUGCCGCCGGAUCCUCCCCUCCCCCAUCCGCAAAACCGCGUCUAGGGUUCUCGCCUCCAACCACCCCACCCCGCUCUCCCCUACCCCUUCUCUGCUCCCCCUUCCCACCCCGCGCCGUCCCCCGCCGAUGGCGCUGCUGGGGGACGCGCUGCGGCAGGCCUUGCUCAUGCCGCGGCGUGCCUACGCGGCGCUGCGGGACGACGAGGGGCGCGCGCUGCCCCGCCUCCGCCGCCCGCUCGCCGGUGCCGCGGCCGCCUGCGUCGCCGUCGCCGUCGCCGCCGCGGCGUGCGUCAGCCUCGGGAUCGUGUUCCCCGCCGAGCCCGCGGAGCGGCCCUUCUGCCGGGAGCGGCGCAUGCUGGAGGCGCUCCCGGCGGCGGCCAGCAGCAGGGAGGAGGAACCCGAGGCGUACCGGUACCGCGGCGGCGCCUUCUACAUGACCACCGCCGAGGCCGCCGACUUCUACUGGAUGGUUGUAUUCGUGCCAUCCGCCGUCCUCUUUGGCGCCUCGUUCACCUACCUUUUAGCCGGAAUAUCUGUUGCAUAUGCUGCUCCAAGAAGGCAUCCCAUGAUUUGUGUUGUUGAGAAUAACUUCUGUGCUUCUAGAAGAGGUGGUGUUCGUUGUCUGGCUAUACUUAAUGCAAUUUUUGCGGUUAUAUUUGGUCUCAUGGCAAUUGUUCUUGGAUCAACACUACUGGCCCUUGGAAGUACUUGUUCCGUUCCUCUUUUCUGGUGCUAUGAAAUUAUAGCCUGGGGUCUAGUAAUCUUAUAUAGUGGCACAGCCUUCUUCUUGAGAAGGAAAGCUGCAAUUGUCCUUGAUGAGGGUGAUUAUGCUACCCAUAAUGUGGGCCUAGAGAUGCUUGAGACCAAAAUAGAAGUGACUCCAGAGAUGCAGAGGCGCAUAAACGAUGGUUUCAAGCAGUGGAUGGGUUCAUCUCUCCUAUCUUCUGAUGACGAGGAGGAAGCUUCAGAUGACUAUAUAGAGCACAAUGUUCCUAGCCCGACUGCUUCAGCUCAACAACACAGGCAAGAAAAUGAUUUACAGAGCUGACUGCUGUAUAAAUAGAUGUACAUAGAACUCCACUUAUUUGCUGAGGUGUGAUGUUGUAAAUGACUGGUUCGGGUUCAAUUGCUAACAAGUGAUUGCUUUUGUUCUUUUUCCAAUAGAGAGAAGGAAGGAAAAGAGGGAUUAGUUUGCUUUUCAAGUUCAUAUUUGGGGUUUCCAAUUUUUUGUAUUCCACAUGUAAUAUACAUACGUGGUAAAAGUAAAUAGCAACAUCCAUGAAUACACAUUGUUCGCUGAA